AUGGAUUUCUCGUUGAAUACAAUUUCCUAUUCGCUUGCCAUAUUUCUCUUCGUUUUAUCAGCGGUUUAUUUAUAUCUGAAAGAAAGGAAAGAGCGAUUUAAACGUGACUCUGCUCAAAAUAAUCUCGACUUUCGCGGUUUACAAAAGCUUUUCAUCCCGCCGUAUCUCAUCGUGUUGUUGGCCGAGAGCUUGCAGGCUCCAUUUCUGUACGUUCUCUAUCACAGUUAUCGCUUCAUUCCCUCGCAAAUCGCAGCACUUCAUGUGACGGGUCUCAUCUCUUGCCUUCUCAUCUCUUCAAUCACAAAUCGUCUCAUCCACAAAUACAGCACUCGUCUCUUAUGCCUCACUUGUCUUUCCACUGCUGCCAUCGCUUGUGUCUUCAAGUUUUCGGACUCGUUUUUGUUGCUUUUCAUCAGUCGGGUUCUCGAUGGAGUGUCGGCAGGACUUGUGACUACACCAUUUCAAGAAUGGUAUACUGAGCGACACGUUGGUCGAAUGGAUUUCCCGCCGGAAUGGAUCGAGAAUACUUUCACGAAAGUGGCCACUGGAGCUGCGUUUGGAGCAGUAAUCGCCGGAUGGCUCUCGCAAACAGUGGAGCAAUCGACUGGAGUGAUCGCGAUGCCAUUCGCUUUAUCAGCUCUCUUCAUGAUUAUUGCGGGUUUCAUCGUGGGUGGUCGAUGGGAUGGCGGGAUGAAGCCGAGUUCUACUGAUCCUCCAGCUACUCUAUCAUUCUCAAAAGAGUUGGCGAUUCUCUUUCGGCAACCCGUAGCACUUGUUCUUUCUGUGAUCACAAUCUUCACCGAGUCAGCUCUCCAAAUCUUCGUCUUUGUCUGGUCACCGAUUCUGCUCAAAUCGAAAGCUAUUGAAGGCACAAAUCUUGGAUUCGGCGCCGCAUACGCUUGUUUAAUGGCGUUUUCCCUGAUCGGCGCUCUUCUCUUUCAUUCACCGAUUUCUAAACGGAUUCCCACUUCAAGAAUGCUCGCAAUAGCUCUUUUUUGUUCAGUUUUCACCUUAUAUUUCUCCUUUGCCAAUCUUCCUGAAACAUCUUUAUCAUGGAAGCAUGCAAAUUUCACAAAACUUUUGCUAGCGUUUUGUCUCUUCGAGGCCACUGUUGGGGUGUUAAGUCCAGCAUUGGGGAGUUUGAAGGCUGAGCUGACUCCAACGAUGAGCCGGGGCUCAAUAAUCGGCGUUCCGGUUACUGUGAUAUCUUCCCUUUGCAUUCUUUUCCUCCAUCCUCUCGGCGAUGCUCAACAAAGUCUCAUCGGCACGGCGUUGGGCUUGCUAAUUAUGGCAGCUUUCCUCGGGAUUCUCCUUGAUUUAGUUUUGGCUUCAAGAGGGAGAGAAGCGCCUCGUCCCUUAUCCGUAUCGGCACCUCGUCCCAUCUCGAGUCUUCCCUCCGUUCAUCAUUCACCAAGUCAAGGA
This is a messenger RNA of Mesorhabditis belari, 1422 nucleotides long. The record is from the annotation of a GenBank genome assembly. NCBI's taxonomy places the organism in Eukaryota, Metazoa, Nematoda, Chromadorea, Rhabditida, Rhabditidae.